Molecule: messenger RNA, 1345 nt
Organism: Passer domesticus (house sparrow)
Lineage: Eukaryota; Metazoa; Chordata; Aves; Passeriformes; Passeridae
Gene: LEAP2
Product: liver enriched antimicrobial peptide 2
Exons: 3
Coding region: 873-1118 (81 amino acids)
Biological process (GO): antimicrobial humoral immune response mediated by antimicrobial peptide; defense response to bacterium
Source: RefSeq, a predicted model, not a curated record
UCUCUGCUGCAACCUCACUCCACAAUGGAAAAACUGCAUUUUCCUCUCCAUGGCAAUGAGCCCCUCCACCCCCGUGGGAGCUGCUGGCACUCCUGGAAGCCUGAUGGUGAGUGACGCAGCUCGGGGCAGAGAUGGCUCAUCCAUGAAACCACAGUCUGCACAUGGAGCUCCUCAGCUCCAGACAAGCCCUGAGCAGCCUCGUCCAUUAUCUACCCAGAGAUGAUUAUCUGCGACACCUUGGGAUUCCUGGGAGAGAGCUCUGUGAGUUAUCACACGUUUUGCAUUCCCAAACCCAGCUGGAAAAUGUUACACCUGCUCUUUGAGCACUGUGUGCCUGGAAAUAAAGGUUAAGCAACUUCCUUAUGGUUCUUUCAUGUACCAACAGUGAGAAACAAAUCAAAAGCACAAUUCUCUGCUCCAAAUCAGCUUGGCAAGACAACCCUUACCCCUGGUUGGCUAACUCAGAGCUACAGAAGUUAAAUUAAGCUUUUGAUCUUUACCACAAUAAUUUGGGCCACCCCCCCUUUUGCUUACAAAUAGACCAUGGAGUUCUGGUAACAUCUUAGGAGGGCUUUAAAAAAAGGAACAGCUGGCACAAGGGGUCAGCACAACUGACCAGACAAAGUACAAGUGGAAGGGGAGUAAAUCAUUAGCUCGAGUCAGGCCUUGAACCAGAUCGCUGCAGCAGAUGUAGACUUAGCAAUUCCCUCUUGCUCCAAAGCGAACUUUGCUCCUGUAAUAACGGGCAGCUGAUGCAACGAUAAGAGAAUGAAGUCUAUAAAAAUGUAGCUGACAGCCUGGGAAGUCCUGACUGGAGCUCUUUGUGCCUCCUCUGCCCACGGCUGCUCCAAGGGACAGCUCCCGCUGGGAAGAUGCACUGGUGGAAAGUGAUGGCAGCCCUUCUGCUCUGCUCACUGCUGCUCAGCCAGAGCCACGGCGUGUCCCUGUCCCCGCGGCAGCCCCAGCCCCAGCCCCGCAGCCCCCGGCAGCGGCGGAUGACGCCCUUCUGGAGAGGAGUGUCCCUGAGACCCAUCGGGGCCUCGUGCAGGGACAACAGCGAGUGCCUCACCAUGCUCUGCAGGAAGAACCGCUGCCUCCUCUCCACGGCCUCGGCGUGAGCUGGCACCAAGCACAGCCUGCACUGUUACUGCUCACCAUGCUCCACACACUUGGGAUGUAUUUAUUGACUGCUCGGGAGCUGCAAGGGCCUCCAGCAAGCAGAGUAUUUAAUAUUUCUGUCACAUGUGCUGAUGAAAGGACUUCAAGGAGCUCGAGAGCAUCUCCUCCCCAGCCACGCCUCUGGAGGCUCUGGCCAAGCUCAAUAAAAGGGCUCUGCAUCUCCUCC